AUUUGUAAUGCAUCGGCCUGAUUUCCAAUUUCAAAAGGAUUUGCAUUAAAUGAUAUGUACUUUCAUAUCUUCUUGAGCCAACCAAAGUAUAAAAUAAAAUCUUUAAAGUACAUAGCAUUAAUGCUAGGCAACAAUGAGGUUUGAGUUCGAAUUUUAAUUUAAAAAUAUUGAACAAAAAGGGUGAGAACCAUUGCAAGUCAUCCAGUAUAAAUAAGGUUCUUGGGUCAGCUUAUUUUCCAUCCCACACAGCAUCAUCCAUUCUUGCAACAAAAUUCAAUGGCAGCAAACCAAGGACAGUUCUCAUUUCUCAGGGACUUGGAUCACACCAAGACAACUUGGGCGAUCAAAGUGAAGGUUGUGAGAGCUUAUGAAAUGCCACCUCAGUCCAGGGGAGGACAGAGGAUAGAGUUGGUUUUCAUUGACUCCCAGGGAGACAAAAUUCACGGUUUGAUAAAGAGGCCUCAGCUACGUUUGUUUAGGUCUAAGAUUGCAGAAAACGGGGUUUAUGCAAUUAGGGAUUUCUUGGUGAUGGAUAACUACUACACUUACAAAGCCACAAACCAUGCCUACUUGAUCGAAUUUUAUGGCAAGACUAUAGUUAAGGAUAUUAAUCCUGACAUUGUGCCAAACAGUGUGUUUGAAUUUCAGCCAUUUGAGGUUCUACAAACCUUGAGGGUUGUUGAUGAUAAACAACUAAUUG
This is a messenger RNA of Cuscuta epithymum, 700 nucleotides long. The record is from the annotation of a GenBank genome assembly. NCBI's taxonomy places the organism in Eukaryota, Viridiplantae, Streptophyta, Magnoliopsida, Solanales, Convolvulaceae.